CCCAUUUCCACCCAGAUAAUGAAAACUUGGUUUUUGAUUCUUGGCUGGUCUCUUUCCAUUCUGACCAUGACUGGAAAUGGAUUUAUUAUCUGCCUUGUUUGCAACAAACGGCGACUUCGAACUAAAACCAAUGCGUUUAUUGUUUCACUCGCAGUGGCUGACUUCUGUGUUGGGAUGAGCGCUUUUCCAUUACUGCAUGUCUGUAUCAAAGCAACUAUGUGCAACCAUCUACACAUACUUGUGUCUAUUGUGAGGAAUUUCUUCGCAUAUGCGUCUGUGACAAACCUGUGCAGUUUAGUCCUGGAUCGCUACAUCGCUGUUGUAAAACCUCUAAAGUACUUGGCAUUUAUGUCGCGUCGCCGAGUCAUUCAAAUGGUUCUUUUUUCCUGGGUGAUUCCAGCUGCAAUUAUAACAAUUUACACGUUAGAGAUUUUUUUGUUUAAAGUGUUGUUAUUUUUUCGCAUUUUGAUGUGGUUAAUUACUAUAUUUUUCGAGUUCCUUCCAAGUGCGAUGUUAAUAUUUUUCUUUGUAUCGAUGUUACGUGUUGUAAUUAAACAAAAUCGCACCGCUCGUUCAUUGAAAAGACAGUUGAGUUUUAACCAUCGAGUUUCCUUUAAAACUCAAGAAAAGUCUUCCAUCUUAAUGAUGGCUAUUGUAAUUUCCGUAUUUCUUGUUUGCUACGGGUUUUAUCUGCGAUGCAGUAUCUUCGUGAUUUUCAGCGAUCGGUAUAAAUUUUGUCCUGAUCUGGAGUAUAAAAUCUCUUUGUUAACGUUAAACUCUGCUAUUAAUCCUUUGGCGUACUCCUUCUUCAAGAGAGAUAUAAACAAAGAGAUUAGAAGAAGUGUUUUCUGCUACUCUGCAUAGAAAUGAAGCUUCGCGUGAGGCUUUUCGAUGUGAAAUAAAGACUUACGGGAAAGAAGACUCUUGUUUAGCGAAAUGAUCACAGGUAAUAAACAAUAACAAUUAAGAUUAUCUUGUUUAAUUCAAUGAUUUUUUUUUUAAUACAGCAAGUUUUUUAUGAGCUUAUUAAAGGGUCCCGUGUUAUUAGUGAAAACAGUUAAAGAAAUUAAAGGUUUUGGUAAUAAAAAGUUUUGAUCUCAGUUAGAAGCCUCUCUGUUCACGAUUUUGAAUAUCGGAUGAAAGGUUUCGAAUGCGUAUCAAUUAACUUAAUUAGACUUAGAUCACUUUACACUAAAAAUAGCAUCGCUGCGUCAAUUUACUUUAAAAGGAGGUUGUUUAAAGAACUCUCGGAGGAAUCAAUAUAUUAUUACUAUUGCAAAAGCUCUCAGGGAUCAAUAAUUCAUCGAUAUUUGAAAGCACUCUAAGUAAUCAAUAAUUUAUCAGGAUUUCUGUGUUGCUUAACAGAAGCAUUAAAAGUCAUUUUUUCGAUAAGUCUCGACAGAAAUCAGAUUUCUCACAACCGCUACACAAAAAAUAAAGUUCCUCUUUUACACCGCUA
Molecule: messenger RNA, 1459 nt
Organism: Pocillopora damicornis (cauliflower coral)
Lineage: Eukaryota; Metazoa; Cnidaria; Anthozoa; Scleractinia; Pocilloporidae
Product: octopamine receptor beta-2R-like
Biological process (GO): G protein-coupled receptor signaling pathway
Cellular component (GO): membrane
Molecular function (GO): G protein-coupled receptor activity
Source: RefSeq, a predicted model, not a curated record